GGCCUGUUUGCGUCGCAAUAGAUUGGCGCCGCGUGGACGUCGGCGCGAACGGCUUCGUCGCGAAGUUCCGGCGGGCGCGGCGCGCUGGGCGCUCGCCGGGCGUUGCGUGCAGGCGCCUAGCUUGGGCGCUUCAUCGCCGCCCGCGCUGCGAGGCGCCGGCGCGGCAGCGCGCCAUCGCAGAGCGUGCGUCGCGGUGGCUGGGCGCGUUGGCCACGCUGUGCUGCCGGCGCCUGGGCGGCUUCGCGCGACUGAGGUGGGCGACCUGCGACGCUGCGCUGCUGUCGGCCGCGCCCGGCCGCUCGGCAUUCAUCAGAACAGCAACGCGGACCAGUCAACGGCUGUGA
Molecule: messenger RNA, 344 nt
Organism: Prorocentrum cordatum
Lineage: Eukaryota; Dinophyceae; Prorocentrales; Prorocentraceae
Source: the annotation of a GenBank genome assembly